AUGAAGGGCCGAGUUAGAUGGGAUGAGGCUAAUCUGGGAGAAAUCGAAGCAAAUAAACCUGUAAGGCAGAAAAUUACUGAGCCGAAGACGCCAUACCACCCUAUGAUGACUGAUGAUGAGGAUGGAUCUCUGUCUCCUAUACGGGGUAGCUUCAAUGAUUGUGUUGGUGAUGCAGUUCAUGCAGAAGCAAUACGAACUGCUUUGACCGAUGUGGCAUCAUCAAGUAGAAAGAACACCCCAAGAUCUACUGGCUGGACAUCAUCUGAGGAUGAGGCAGAUGCUAUGGAACAAGAUGAUGAAGAUUCUGAGACAGAUAAAAAUGGUAGGAGUUUUAGGGAGCACAGAAGAGCUCAUUAUGAUGAAUUCCAGAAAGUAAAAGAACUCAGGCGGAAAGGCUCCUUUCUCGACGAUGAGGAUGAGGAUGAGGAUGCUGAGAUGGAUAAGGAGAAGAGAUCCGGUUCCUCAUUAACUGCUGGUGUGAAGGAAAUAGAUAUCGACGAAGAUGGUACUGCAUCUUCGACUAAAAAAUCUUCUGGACCUCCAGCUAAUGGAGCUUAG
Messenger RNA from Prunus armeniaca (apricot), 558 nucleotides. The record is from the annotation of a GenBank genome assembly. Lineage: Eukaryota; Viridiplantae; Streptophyta; Magnoliopsida; Rosales; Rosaceae.